UUCGACCUCCGUCUGAAUUCGGCUAAAUAGCAACCCUAUUAUGUAAACGCGCAAAACUCGUACUUCUACUCUCACGCCUGGUUUGAUUCCUGUGUGUGUUCUUGUUCUGCUCUUCGCCUCAUUUACCGUUCUCCCCUGAGAUCUUGCCGCCUUAAAGGCGAGAUCGAAUAUAAGGAAGCUCAUCUAGCUAUCUUGUACUCCUGCUGCCACCCGCGCUCGGCCGUCUCUCAUGGGAUUCCGCUAACGAUUGCAUCUUACCCUUGAUUUGACGUCGAAGAACCAAAAUGGAGAAUGGGGAAAUUGAGAGCGCUGAUGAGGAAAUGGCUUCUAGGGGAGGCAGACGCUACACAAGAGUUGUCUCCCAUGAACAAGCAGCCAUUCAAAUGUCCCCCAUUGAGAUAAUUUCUCCAUCUGGGAUCCUGCCAAAAAAAGAAAAAGCAAACUUUCAGGCAAACAGCAAUGGUAGCCAAGGGACUUCUAAUGGUCAAGAUGGGCAGGGUGAAUUGCAAAAACAAUCCAAGUUGGAGCUAUUUGGUUUUGAUUCUCUUGUCAAUAUAUUGGGGCUCAAGAGUAUGACAGGGGAGCAAAUUCCAGCACCUUCUAGCCCCAGUGAAGGCGAAGAUGUAGCUAUUACACUUGGUCGUCCUAAGGAAACUGCUCCCAAACUGGGGACUAUGAUGGGCGUUUUUGUCCCUUGUUUGCAAAACAUCCUGGGCAUUAUCUACUACAUUCGAUUUUCCUGGAUUGUAGGCAUGGGUGGCAUUGGUGAAUCGCUUAUGCUGGUUUCUUUCUGUGGUGCUUGCACUUUUUUGACAUCUAUAUCAUUAAGUGCAAUUGCUACAAACGGGGCAAUGAAGGGUGGGGGACCAUAUUAUCUUAUUGGUCGAGCCCUUGGUCCAGAAGUUGGUGUCAGUAUUGGUUUAUGCUUCUUCCUUGGGAAUGCUGUUGCUGGAGCACUUUAUGUACUCGGAGCUGUUGAAACAUUCUUAGAUGCUGUGCCAAGUGCUGGAUUUUUCAGAGAGAGUGUUGUAGUUGUCAGCAAUAGCACAUCAAUAAAUGGUACAGUAACAAAUGUAACUUCAACCACUGUAUCAACUCCAAGCUUGCAUGAUCUACAACUCUAUGGGGUGGUUGUGACCAUUCUACUUUGCUUUAUUGUAUUUGGUGGUGUGAAAAUUAUCAACAAGGUUGCCCCGGCUUUCCUUGUCGCUGUCCUAUUUUCAUUGUUCUGCAUAUUUGUUGGGACUUUUGUAGCUCCAAGACAUAAUGCUUCAAGUGGGAUAACUGGAGUGAAAUCAAAGACAUUUAGAGAUAACUGGAGUUCAGAUUACCAGCGUACAACUAAUGCUGGGGUUCCUGACCCGAACGGGUCUAUUUAUUGGAACUUUAACGCAUUAGUUGGUCUCUUUUUUCCUGCAGUGACGGGAAUCAUGGCAGGGUCGAAUCGUUCUGCAUCUUUGAAAGAUACACAGCGCUCCAUACCAAUUGGAACAUUGGCCGCUACGCUUACAACAACGUUUAUGUAUUUGGUAUCAGUGUUAUUAUUUGGAGCAUUAGCCACUAGAGAAGAGCUUUUGACAAACAGGCUUCUUACUGCUGAAGUUGCUUGGCCUGUUCCGGCAAUUGUGUAUGUUGGGAUCAUUCUCUCAACUUUAGGUGCUGCAUUGCAGAGUUUGACGGGUGCUCCACGUUUGCUGGCUGCCAUAGCUAAUGAUGAUAUUCUUCCUGUUCUUAAAUAUUUCAAAGUUUCAGAAGGCGGAGAACCACAUCUUGCUACUCUGUUUACAGCCUUCAUAUGCAUUGGGUGUGUCGUGAUUGGAAACCUUGAUCUAAUCACACCGACUAUAACUAUGUUUUUCCUUCUAUGUUAUGCGGGUGUAAAUUUAUCUUGUUUCCUUCUAGACCUUCUUGAUGCCCCUAGUUGGCGGCCCCGAUGGAGAUUUCACCAUUGGAGUCUCUCGCUUAUUGGCGCCUUGAUCUGCAUAGUGAUCAUGUUCUUAAUCUCAUGGUCUUUUACUGUGGUAUCGCUAGCUCUUGCUAGCCUCAUAUAUUAUUAUGUUAGCAUUAAAGGGAAGGCCGGCGACUGGGGUGAUGGAUUUAAGAGUGCAUAUUUUCAGUUAGCUUUACGAAGUCUUCGUUCUCUAGGCGCAAAUCAGGUACAUCCAAAAAAUUGGUACCCAAUCCCCCUGGUCUUCUGCCGUCCAUGGGGCAAGCUUCCAGAAAACGUUCCUUGUCAUCCCAAGCUUGCAGACUUCGCCAAUUGUAUGAAGAAGAAAGGUCGUGGCAUGUCCAUGUUUGUAUCUAUCAUUGACGGCGACUAUCAAGAAUUGGCAGAAGAUGCUAAGAUUGCUUGUCGUCAGCUCAGCACAUAUAUCGACUACAAGAACUGCGAAGGUGUAGCUGAGAUUGUGGUGGCACCAACAAUGGCUGAUGGAUUCCGCGGCAUUGUACAGACCAUGGGCCUCGGCAAUCUCAAACCAAAUAUUGUUGUCAUGAGAUACCCGGAGAUUUGGCGCCGCGAGAACCUGACCCAGAUACCUUCCACCUUUGUUAGCAUCAUUAAUGACUGCAUUAUUGCGAACAAGGCGGUCGUAAUUGUCAAGGGUCUUGAUGAGUGGCCUGGUGAGUACCAGAGACAGUAUGGAACCAUUGACCUCUAUUGGAUUGUAAGGGAUGGUGGCCUCAUGCUCCUAUUAUCUCAGCUCCUGCUUACUAAAGAGAGCUUUGACAGCUGCAAGAUCCAGGUCUUCUGCAUAGCUGAAGAAGAUGCCGAGGCCGAGGAACUGAAGGCUGAUGUCAAGAAAUUCCUGUAUGAUCUUAGGCUGCAAGCCGAGGUUAUUGUCAUCACAAUCAAAUCAUGGGAGGCUCAUUUGAAGAGCGGGCAUCAGCAGGACGAGUCCAUGGAAGCAUUCAGUAGUGCACAACAGCGCAUUGGUGCUUAUCUGGAGGAAAUGAAGGAAACAUCUCAUAGAGAAGGGACUCCAUUGAUGGCAGAUGGAAAGCAAGUUGUGGUGAAUGAGCAGCAGGUUGAUAAGUUUCUUUACACAACACUCGAAUUGAAUUCAACAAUACUAAGAUACUCGAGGAUGGCCGCCGUAGUACUGGUAAGUCUCCCACCACCCCCUUUAAGCCAUCCAUCAUAUUUUUACAUGGAGUAUAUGGAUCUGCUUGUUGAGAAUGUGCCAAGGAUGUUGAUAGUUAGGGGAUAUAGAAGAGAUGUUGUCACUCUGUUCACAUGACAUCUAGACUUCAAAACACAUUUCCUUGCGUUUUAAUUUGUCUAUUGCUUUUGAUUGCUAGACACAUCAUAAGUUGAAUUCAUUCUUUAUAUUGCUCUCGAAGUAAAGGUAAAUUUUUGUACAAUAGUUUGUAGUGGGUCUCCUAGAUGCAGGAUAAUCCUUUCUGUAUUAGCCUGUUUGUUCGUUAAAGCACCAUUUGUUGAGAAGUUCUCAUUAUGAAAGA
Molecule: messenger RNA, 3462 nt
Organism: Dendrobium catenatum
Lineage: Eukaryota; Viridiplantae; Streptophyta; Magnoliopsida; Asparagales; Orchidaceae
Product: cation-chloride cotransporter 1
Exons: 14
Coding region: 285-3239 (984 amino acids)
Biological process (GO): transmembrane transport; monoatomic ion transport
Cellular component (GO): membrane
Molecular function (GO): chloride:monoatomic cation symporter activity
Source: RefSeq, a predicted model, not a curated record